AUGUUCAAGUCGAAGCCCACCGGCAAUUCAACUCUCAAUCACCAUCAAUGGCAGCAGCACGACCUUAACCCUUCUUCUCUCAUCUCACACACUACUACUUGCAGAGGGCCGGGAUGCGAAGAUCGGACGCCGGAGCCGAAACCCAGAUGGAACCCUCGGCCGGAGCAAAUCCGAAUACUCGAAACCAUCUUCAACUCCGGCAUGGUGAACCCUCCACGAGAUGAGAUCAGGAAAAUUAGGGUUCAGCUUCAAGAAUACGGCCAGGUGGGGGACGCUAACGUCUUCUACUGGUUCCAAAACCGCAAGUCCCGGAGCAAGCACAAGCUCCGAAACCUUCAGCCGGCCGCCGCCAAACCCCGCCAGCCUCCGCCCCCGCCGGUGACAAACUCCUCCUCGUCCUCCUCCGGCAAGUCGUCUUCCCCCAACAGCUCCAACGAGAAGACCCUCUCAGCCGGACCCACCACGCCGACGGCGGCGGCCGCCGCCGCCGCCGUGGUGGACUACCUGAACUCGCCGACCGCCUCGGUGAACCAGCGGGCUUUCGGCCAUGCGGCGGCGAGCGAGUUCAUGGCGGAGAACUUCGUCUUUCCGGUGAACCAGGGUUUGCCGGCUGUGGGUUUCUGUUUUCCCGGCGGCGAGGGAGUCUCCGGUGGGAUAGCGGAUCAGGGUUCCGGCAUGGGAUGCCAGAAUUUAUUGCUGAGUGAGCUGAUGCUGAUGAGCAGCUGCCCGUCGAAGGUCAGGGAUGACGAGGAUGAACAUGAGAAGAUGAAGCUUGAGCAACAGUUCGGUUAUGGUGGGCCGGCUGUACCGAAUCCGGCUCACCACUUCCUUCCUCCGUCUAUCUGCACUCCUCACUAUCAAAUUGUUCAAGGUGUGGAGGGUGAAUUGGGUUCGGGCAUGGGCCCCACAAAGUCCACGGUGUUCAUAAACGACGUCUGCUUCGAGGUGGGCUCGGGCCCGUUUAACGUGAGGGAAUCGUUUGGCGAUGAUGCGGUGCUUAUACACUCGUCCGGGCAGCCCGUGCUGACCAAUGAUUGGGGGGUCACACUCUACCCGCUACAGCACGGCGCGUUUUAUUAUCUCCUCCGACCCAACUUCGCGCCUUCGCCCGAUGACGUGAGGACAAUCGAGUUGAUUUAG
Striga hermonthica is the source of this 1140-nucleotide messenger RNA. Lineage: Eukaryota; Viridiplantae; Streptophyta; Magnoliopsida; Lamiales; Orobanchaceae. The record is from the annotation of a GenBank genome assembly.